Molecule: messenger RNA, 713 nt
Organism: Cuscuta campestris
Lineage: Eukaryota; Viridiplantae; Streptophyta; Magnoliopsida; Solanales; Convolvulaceae
Source: the annotation of a GenBank genome assembly
AUGGAGAUCAUUGCACGCAACAACAUCGCCGGCCCCGUCACCAAGAUGACUAAGCUUUGGCUCAUCAACGAUGGCACCUUCCGGAAGAAGUCCGGAAACCGCAAUGGCGCAGAGACAAGCCGUGUCACUACCGCUGCCCCUGCCCGAGCUUCUCUUCAGUCUAUUGCCGACUCUCUCAACGCCCUCACGGUCAACAUUGAUGACAUGGGCCGUGCCGUUGAGCGCAUCGACCAGACUGUGCAGCGCCAACGUCAUGAUAUGUGCGCCUACUUCAAACAAGUCCAGUACGUCCCUCCUCCGUAUGAUGGGACUUUCCUCGGCCAAGACUAUGAUGGCGGGGAUGAGGACGACGACUCCUAUGCUCCGUCGUCGUCACCCAACGAGGACGAGUUUGAUGAAGAGGUGGACGGCGAUGCCAUGGACGUUGAGGAUGACGAGAACGACGAUGAAGACUCCUAGACUUUCUUCACUCCUUAUCUUUAUUAGUACUAUGUUGUUUUCUUUACUAUUCCGUUGUAUUCCGCAUUUCCCUUAUUGUUAUUGAAUAAAAGUUAUCUUUUAAAUCUUUUUGUUAAUGUCAAAAGGGGGAAGAUGUUGGGUUAUGCACAAUUUGAGGGGGAACCUUUAUCCUUAAACAAUCUUUUUCAAAGUAUUAAAUUUCCAAGAAUUUAAAAUAUUAAUAAUGAUGCUUUGAUUAAAGGGGAACUUAAGGG